This is a messenger RNA of Boeremia exigua, 3701 nucleotides long. RefSeq lists its product as uncharacterized. NCBI's taxonomy places the organism in Eukaryota, Fungi, Ascomycota, Dothideomycetes, Pleosporales, Didymellaceae. Gene Ontology annotation, molecular function: protein binding. Bases 273 to 3674 code for a protein of 1133 amino acids. The record is from RefSeq and is a predicted model, not a curated record. The transcript is spliced from 2 exons.
GCCUUGCUUGGGCGGUUUGCCUGGGCGGCGUGCUGGGAGACGGCCAGAAAAACACGCGGUGCAGUCAGAAAAAACACACGCGCCGUGCAGCGCUGCGCGUCAUGCAGCCUCUUCGCAGCAAGCCACCCGCGACUCAUGGGUGCCGACGAGUGGGCCGGGGCGCCUGCUGCGGGCCAAGCGUUUUGGCUGCACACUUCGCGGAGACGACCCGCCCGACGACGACCUCACAGUUCACAAUCCCGCCCACUGCACCGCAGUGACUGACGCCCGCCAUGUUCGCCGACCCCGCCACGUCGCUGUACUGGCCGCCGGACGUCGCCCGCUACGACAUGGAGACGCUGCUGUUCUCGUCGUCGGGCUGGCUGCGCACCGCCUGCAUCGUGCUGGCGCUCUUCUGGGUCGCCUUCCGCGCAUACCAGGUGCUGUCGCAGCCCGUCGAGAAGCUGGUGCAGGUGCUGGGGCUCGAGGUGCCCGUGGCCCCGCUGGUGUCGCUGGCCGGCAUCAAGGCCGACGGCGUGCUGCUGCACUGGAAGUCGCCCGAGCGCGCCUCGGUGCUCAAGUACGUGCUGCGCAUCAACGGCAUCGACGUCGGCGAGCUCGCCCCGCACGACACCUCGGCCACGGUCGAGAACCUGCAGCCCGACCGCCACUACACCAUCCGCGUCGUGACCUUCAACUCGUCCAACUUCCAGGCCCCGAGCGUGCCCGUCCGCCUGCGCACCCUGCCCGCCGACUCGGACCAGUACUACGCCCCGGCCCCGCCCGCCCCGCCCGCCGACGACGAUGCGCAUCCCGCGCCCAUCGUGCGCCCGAACAAGACGCUGGCCGACGUCGCCACGCCCUUUGUCGCCCCCGCCAUGGCCCGCGAGCACAGCAACAGCACCUCGCGCGCCCGCCGCCCCGACGUCGCCCGCCGCGCCUCGCCCGCCUCGCAGACCCCCGACGACCGCGACCCCGCCGACCCCAGCGACUCCAUCCGCGCCCUGACCGAGCGCCUGGACGCCCUGCGCCGCGAGCUCGACGACAUGGAGCGCCAGGCCGCCGACGAGGACCAGGACUUUGCCACCCAGAAGCUGGUGCUGAUCGACAAGCGGGAUGAGAAAAAGGCCGCCCUGAAGGAGAAGGAGGACGCGAGCCGCGACCUGCGCAAGGAGGUCGCCACGCUUGAGCGCCAGAGCGCCGCCGCGCAGACCCGCCGCACCAACCAGGAGCGCGUCUUCCGCCAGAAGGAGGCCGAGCGCAACAAGAUGAAGGACGACAUCGCCAAGUGGACCCGCGAGUCGGUCGAGCUGCGCGAGAUGGCCGCCAACAUCAAGACCGAGCAGGACGAGUACCGCGCCGCCUCGGAGAAGCGCAUUCAGGCCGUCAAGGACAAGUACGAGGAGGAGAUGCAGGCCAACCGCGUGCUGGAAGACGCCGUGCGCGAGAAGGGCAUCCAGAUCAAGGCCCUGGAGGAGGAGCGCCAGCAGCUGGAAGACGGCCAAGAGGGCGGCGAGGCUCCGGAUGGCACCGACAACGCCGAGCGCGAGGAGGACAACCGCUGGAAGAUGACGCUGGGGUUGCUGCAGCAGCAGUACGCCCAGGCCUGGCAGCUGUUCACCGAGGCCGACCGCGCGAACCAGGAGGUGUCGAGCCGCCUGCAGUUCCUGCAGCAGCGCCGCAUGAGCCAGCCGCAGCUGUACGACGACCCCAGUGUCCCCCGCGUUGGGCCUGUCAGACGCAACAGCCACCGCCAGCGCCCGCUCAGCAUGCGCGAGGGCAUGCUCAACGCCCCCGGCGGCUUUGUGCAGACCUCGUCCGCGCCCUUCAACAGCAUGACCGUGUCGUCGUCCCCCCCGUUCGCUUCCGUCACUCCUUAUUUCAACCCCGUCAACGGCAUGGCGCUCCCCCCGCGCGGCCACGGACACACCAUCUCCAUCUCGCAGAUGUCUCAGGCCGAUCUCGAGUCGCUGACCGGCGGCGCGCCCAUGAGCCCUACUGCCGGCGCUCUGCUUCCCGCGGGCCUGUUCGGUGACGAUCUGGGCCUCACUGAUAACGAGGACGACGACCUCAUCGGCCCGCCCCGCUUGUCCUCGCUCGAGCCGUCGCCCAACAUGCGCAACGUCCUCCCGGGGCUUGGACAGCUUGGCCAGGUCGACCCCUCCACGCCCGUCUCGCCACCGCAGAGCCGCUCUCCCAGCGUCUUCGCAAGCCCACGCGAAAGCGGCCAGCUGCAGUUCUAUCCGAAUCCCGAGAACAUCGACCCCGACAAGCGCUCUAUCCAGUCUGCGUCGAGCUCGUUUAUGAACUCUCAGAGCAGGUUCGGCGGGCUCUUCGGGCUGAACAGGCAGCGUGGCAAGACCAUCUCCGGACAGGGGCCCGCGCUGGGUUCUUUAAAGCCCUCCCAGAGCCAGUCUCUCCCGCGACAGGAAUUUGGCCUCGACUCGGCGGCGUUGCGACGUCGCGGCAGUACCGAAGGUGCCUGGUACGACUCGUUCAUGCGAGCCAAGACCCAGCCCGUGGAGCCGUCCAGCAGCCCCAAGCAUGUAGCGACCCGCAAGCGCACGUUCAACAUGUUCGGCACCAAGAACGACCCCUGGCUGUCGUCCAUCCUAGGCUCAGACAGGCCGCCCUCCCCGCGUCAGGGCUCGACCAAGUCCGGUGAAGCCAUGGCCCUGCCGCGUCCCUCCACCGAGAGCCAGACGAGGUUUGGCUGGGGCCUGGACUCGUUUGGCGCGAGAAGCAGCCCGCUCGGGGUGGACUGGAGCGUGAACAACACCAACACGUCGUCGUGGUCUCGGAUGCCGUCACGUCGGCCGUCUAUACAGCACGGGUCGACAACUAACCUAGCCAUGAACGACGACUCCAUGCACGACGACAUCCUGGACUUCCCAUCCAACUUCCGCUCGCCGAUGCAGGCGCCUAUCGGAACCCGGCCGCAAUCGUCUGCCUCGCACAUGCCGCCUCGCGACAUCCCGCCGAUCCCCGGAACGCCCCCAACAGCGCUCGAUCCCACCGCAGAGACCUUCACCAUGUUCGGCCUGAAGAAGUCGGAGGAGGACAAGGCAAAGCGGGCGGCCGAGAAGGAGGCCAAGAAGGCCGAAAAGGCCGAGAAGAAGGAGAAGAACAAGGCCGAGAAGUCAAAGGGCAAAGACAAGCAGGUCGCGUUCGAGUCGGCCGACGGCAGCCACCCCACCUCUCCCCACGAGAUGUUCUCCCGCCCCUCGCGCGACACGCCGUCCAUCAUCUCCACCGCCGACGCCUCGGAAGCGUCGCCGCGCGAGUCGCUCGAGCGCAGCGUCUCGCAGGCCGCGUCCGACCACGCCGGCUCCAUCGGCAAGGAGUCGUUCAUGCAGAAGCUCACCCGCAAGGGCAGCACCAGCCAGUUCCUCUCCUUCGGCAAGAAGUCGUCGCUGUUUGCCAAGAAGGGCGACGUGCCCAGCACGCCUGACGAGGCCGAGGAGGACUCCAGCGGCUUCUUCGGCCUCGGCCGCAGCACGGAGAGCAUCAGCACGCACAACUCGCCCAGCAUCGGCACGCCCAAGGACAAGAGCAGCGCGCUGAGCUGGGGCUCGAUCAAGCGUAUGGGCCGCAAGGACAAGACGCCGAGUCUGCACGAGAGCAUUGCGAGCGAGGCGACGGGCGAUGAGGAGCAGCGCGAGGAUGCAGUGGAGGGGCUGGGGCUGAAGGUGUAGUUAAUAAUUAUUCUUAUAUUGGUUCCA